UAUUCUAUUAAGGAAAACUCAAAAUGGCUGAUAGAGAUUAUAAAGGUAAAGAUAAAAAUAAUUAUGUGGAAGAUGAAGAGGAGGAGCCUCCACAGCCGAUAGAACGUGUAGAUCAGGGCACACAGCGCUCGGGUCGCCGCCCAUUGCCGCCACCACGCCCCAAGCGCACCCAGGCGCCAGACGAGGAGUCGCCAACCCCUAGAGGUCGCCAUAUAAGCCUGCCGCCGACACUUAACGAGUCGCACGAUCUCGCCGCUCCAGACUCGCCUAGGCCCUCAACCCAGCCGCUCACAACAGAACAGGCGCCCCCACCGCAAAAGACGGGCAUCGCACGACUAUUUAGACGUAAACAGAUCUACGAUGGAGAUCGCGGCGAAUCAAAUACCGAGCCUGAAACUAGACGCAGAUCAAUAUCUGACAGGCAGGGUAUGAGAACAAAAGCAUCGCGCAUUCUCUACACAACCGAUGAGGAGGUGCGCGAUGCGCUCAUGGAAUUUGCCGUCUUUAUCAUAUUCCUCGUCUUAACUUCUUUGGUCACACUGUCGGUUCGUCAUCCCUACAUGUUCUAUUUCAAUGAUACUAUAAAGAAACUUUUCACAACCCGUGACAUGAUUAUAGUUCCCUCGGUCACUAUAUCAUUUGAAAAGAUCCUGACCAUACCAGACUUUUGGGAUUAUUUAGUUUAUAAUUUUUUAGUAAAUCUACACGGCGAUAUGACAGGCAUAAGUUCGGACCUUCAAGAAAUUGAAAACCCAGAUGCUCCGAUUGAAGAACCUGGAGGUGGACCUGGUGGCGGACCUGGAGGUGGUCCUGGAGGUGGACCUGGAGAUGCCGAUGAAAACACAGAUUAUAAUGAAGAAAAUCCAAAACGCAAAGUUAAACGUCAAGCAGGUCAGGGCAACACAACAAAUCUACUAGGUAGAGUCUUUUUGCAUGAGAAUCUAUUGCUAGGACCGCCCCGACUGCGGCAGAUACGUGUGCGCAAAGAUAGCUGCAAUGUUAACGAUGCCUUUAUACGUUACUUCAACACAUGCUAUGCAGAGUAUUCAUCAGCGUCGGAAGAGAUUGUAGACCAUCACAUGGGCGCCCCAUAUAGAACGAUGAAGGGCUUGGACUCGACUCCCUUAUGGACACAAUUGAAGUUCUAUCGCACUGGUGGCUAUACCGUCGACUUAUCAUUUAGUAAAGAGAAAAAUCUACGGACUAUCAAAAGAUUGAUGAAUGAAUAUUGGCUGGAUCGCGGCUCGAGGCUUUGCUUGAUCGAGUUUAAUUUAUAUAACGAAAAUACAGACAUAUUUCAGAGUGUAAAAUUUAUUGCGGAAAUACCGCCUACUGGCGGUGUCAUACCUCAGAGUCAGCUGCAGACCGUGAAAGAACUCACCUUUUUAAACGAUCGAAGUCUGUCCAUGACCUGCAUAUUUAUAUUUUGGUAUGUUAUGGUUGUAUACUACACCAUUUCGGAAAUAACUGCAGUACGCAGAAUUGGCAUUAAGAAUUAUUUCAAGUCCAUAAUGAAUAUACAGGAUUUACUUAUAUUAGUCUUCGCAUAUCUGGCUAUGAUCUAUAACGUUUGGCACAUGUUCAAGGUGAAUGCAAUUGUAGGUGCAUUGAAGGUCCAACAAAAGUACCAGAGUUUGGACACUUUAUGUUUGUGGAAUACUAUCUAUGUGGAUAUGAUGGCCAUUUUGGCAUUCCUCGUUUGGGUUAAGAUAUUUAAAUUUAUUAGUUUUAACAAGACGCUCGUGCAGUUUACAACGACAUUGAGACGCUGCUCGAAGGAUUUGGCAGGUUUCAGUCUCAUGUUCGGCAUAGUAUUUCUGGCCUAUGCCCAGCUGGGUCUGCUGCUGUUUGGCACUAAGCAUCCAGAUUUUCGCAAUUUCCUGACAUCUAUUUUGACCAUGAUACGCAUGAUUCUGGGCGACUUUCAAUACAAUCUCAUUGAGCAGGCUAACCGGGUGCUGGGACCCAUUUACUUCCUCACUUACAUUCUGCUGGUCUUCUUUAUUCUGUUGAAUAUGUUCUUGGCCAUUAUCAUGGAAACGUACAAUUCGGUAAAGAGUGAAAUAACGCAGGGUCGCAGUCAGCUGGGCGCAUAUGUGUAUAAGAAAAUUUCCGCCGUCUUCUAUAUGAUUAGGCAUUGUGGGCGCAAGCGUCAAAAUCAAGUUCUGCCACAGCCUACGGAACCCGAAGAAGAUUUAGGAACUGAUAAGGCUAACAGUCCCUACCAACCCAGGGAAAGAAUACAUUUACGUAGAAAUCUAACGGAAGCCGAGGCACACUAUUUCGCAGAUGUACCUAAUGAAGUUAUGAAUAAGGAUAUGUACCGUCUCAACAAUCGCGUUUCUUUGCUGGAGGAAAUUCUGGAACAGCUGGUUACUAAUAUGGAUGUGAUAUUGAAGCGAGUGGAAAGCGAAAUUAAGAAAAACAAAUGA
Messenger RNA from Drosophila navojoa, 2432 nucleotides. RefSeq names its product Polycystic kidney disease 2 (gene Pkd2). Gene Ontology annotation, molecular function: calcium channel activity. Gene Ontology annotation, biological process: detection of mechanical stimulus. Gene Ontology annotation, cellular component: membrane. Lineage: Eukaryota; Metazoa; Arthropoda; Insecta; Diptera; Drosophilidae. The record is from RefSeq and is a predicted model, not a curated record.